AUGCAGCGAGGCCUACCUAUGCAACCGACUGUAAUCCUUCUCAAAGAAGGUACAGACACGUCUCAGGGCAAAGGUCAAUUGCUCUCCAAUAUCUCUGCAUGUCUGGCAGUGGCCGACACGCUCUCUUCUACUCUGGGGCCUCGUGGAAUGGACAAGCUGAUUGUAUCUGACCGAGGAGAGGCUGAAAUUACUAACGACGGAGCGACUAUUCUCAAAUUGCUGGACAUCGUACACCCGGCUGCUAAAACUCUCGUUGACAUUGCACGCGCCCAGGAUGCCGAAGUUGGUGAUGGAACUACUAGUGUCGUACUCUUAGCUGCUCAGAUCCUCAAAGAGUCGCGUUCAUAUAUUGAAGAGGGAGUGAGCCCACAUAUUAUUAUCAAGGGUUUGCGCAAAGCAGCACAAUUGGCUAUCGAUCGUAUCAAGGAAGUCCAAAUCGUGAUAGAUAAAUCGGACCCAGCUAAAUACGACGACCUCCUCAUCAAAUGUGCAUCAACCUCUAUGUCUUCUAAACUUAUUCACUCCCAAAAACCGUUCUUCUCUCGAAUGGUUGUCGAUGCUGUCAAAUGCUUGGACCAAAACGACCUUGAUGAGAGUCUUAUUGGUGUCAAAAAAGUCCCUGGCGGUGGUCUCCAAGAUUCUCUCCUCGUUCGCGGCGUAGCUUUCAAAAAGACCUUUACCUAUGCUGGCGCCGAACAGCAGCCAAAGAUGUUCGCGAACCCCAAGAUUGUUUGCCUUAAUGUCGAACUCGAGCUUAAAGCUGAAAAGGACAAUGCGGAAGUCCGGGUCGAAGCAGUAUCGGAUUAUCAAGCCAUCGUCGACGCCGAAUGGCAAAUUAUCUACGACAAACUGGACCGGAUCCACAAGACAGGAGCCCAGGUCGUUUUGUCUAAGCUUCCCAUCGGAGACUUGGCGACUCAGUGGUUUGCGGAUCGCGGAGUUUUCUGCGCGGGCCGUGUCCCUGCCGAUGAUCUCCGUCGCGUUACCCAGGCUGUUGGCGGCACAGUACAGAGCACCACUUCUGAUAUCCUUCCUGAAAACCUCGGGACUUGCGGAAAGUUUGAGGAGAAGCAAAUUGGGGGAGAGCGCUACAACAUUUUCGAAGAGUGUCCCAAGGCCAAAACAUGCACGCUAGUCCUUCGUGGUGGUGCAGAGCAAUUUAUCGAGGAAGUUGAACGUAGUCUGCACGAUGCAAUUAUGGUUGUCCGCCGUGCUGUCAAAAACAGUGAAAUUGUCGCUGGUGGAGGCGCUAUAGAGAUGGAACUGUCUGCGUACAUCCGAGACGUAUCCCGAUCCCUACCCAAUAAGCAUCAGCUCAUCCUUGCUGCUUUCGCACGCGCUCUCGAAAUUAUUCCGAGGCAAAUAUGUGAAAACGCUGGCCUCGACUCCACCGACGUAUUGAACAAGCUACGCAUGCGCCAUGCAACCGGACGUAAUUCCAAGGAUCAUCCUCAACUAAAUGAGAAUUUAUGGGCUGGUGUUGAUGUUGAUAGCGACGAGGGCGUACGAGACAACCUGGCUGGAUUCGUUUGGGAGCCUUCGUUGAUCAAAAUCAAUGCGAUUGGUAGUGCAUGCGAGGCAGCAUGUUUGAUCCUUAGUGUUGAUGAGACUGUUAAGAAUCCUCAGAGUGAACAACCAAAUCCUGGACCAAGGGCCCCACCAGGCGCAGCUCAGCGCGCGCUCCGUCCCCGUGGGCGGGGAGCGGGUCGUAGAUGA
Rhizoctonia solani is the source of this 1716-nucleotide messenger RNA. Its product is annotated as TCP-1/cpn60 chaperonin family (T-complex protein 1). Gene Ontology annotation, molecular function: ATP binding; ATP-dependent protein folding chaperone; ATP hydrolysis activity. The record is from RefSeq and is a predicted model, not a curated record. The coding region runs from base 1 to 1716 and encodes 571 amino acids. Gene Ontology annotation, cellular component: chaperonin-containing T-complex. The transcript is spliced from 6 exons. NCBI's taxonomy places the organism in Eukaryota, Fungi, Basidiomycota, Agaricomycetes, Cantharellales, Ceratobasidiaceae. Gene Ontology annotation, biological process: protein folding.